Molecule: messenger RNA, 1002 nt
Organism: Schistocerca americana (American grasshopper)
Lineage: Eukaryota; Metazoa; Arthropoda; Insecta; Orthoptera; Acrididae
Product: MFS-type transporter clz9-like
Exons: 1
Coding region: 1-1002 (333 amino acids)
Cellular component (GO): nucleus
Molecular function (GO): DNA binding
Source: RefSeq, a predicted model, not a curated record
AUGAAUAGUGUGCAGAAUCCUUUUAAUGAGACGAAGAGAUUGGCUGGACGCAAGUGGCUCAAGCUCUUCCUACAAAGACACACAGACAUUGCAAGAAGGAAGGCACAACACUUGAAUCCAGGAAGAGCUGCAAAGCUGAACAAGAUUAUUGUAAAUGAACAUUUUCAGAAACUGAAAACGGUCUUGUCCGAAUUGGAAUUAUUUGACAAACCCCACCUUUUCUACAAUAUGGACGAAAAGGGAUGUCGCCUCGCACUCCACAUGUCUCCUGAUGUUUUAGCCAAGAAAGGUGUGAAACACUUGCACUUUGUUGCCCCAGAACAUGGGAAAAAUGUUACCAUUGUCUCGCGUGGGAAUGCAGUGGGACAGGUUAUUCGUCCUAUGAUACUUUUCAAAGGAAAGCUUCGCAAGCCAGAAUGGGGAGACUAUUUGCCACUUGGGACUGCAGUAGAAAUGACAGAUAAGGGCUCAAUGAAUACUGCGACAUUCAUCAAAUGGAUUCAUCAUUUUGCCAAAUACAAGCCUGCAAAAGAUGUUAUUUUGAUAUUUGAUGGGGCAUCGUCACAUUUGGACCCGGAAAUUUGCGACGUUGCUGAAGAGCACAAUAUCAGACUUUACUGCUUGCCCAGCAACACAACACAUGAGCUGCAGCACAUGGAUAAAUCAGUAUUCAAGCCGUUUGAGUCGUACUGGGAUGACGAAGUUCAGCUGUACUGGUCUACAUAUGAAAGGGAAGAAAACAGAGCAAUUAAUAGACGUGUGUUUGGAAAAAUCUUCAGCAAGGUGUGGCCAAAAGCAGCAUCCCCAGUAAAUGGGUUUCGUGCGACAGGGAUUUAUCCUUUUGACCCAGAAGCUAUUCCAGACACUGCAUUUGCUCCCUCUCGUCCAUCAGAGCGUCCUGACCUAGAAAAUGACAUGACAAUUACCCCUGAAACAGAGAAACUGCCAGAGACUCAAUCAGUCCCAAAGGCUUCCCGUAAAAAGGGGCGCACAGUCCACUGA